This is a messenger RNA of Balaenoptera acutorostrata (minke whale), 321 nucleotides long. Its product is annotated as anaphase-promoting complex subunit 13-like. Gene Ontology annotation, biological process: protein K11-linked ubiquitination. Gene Ontology annotation, cellular component: anaphase-promoting complex. The transcript has 2 exons. Lineage: Eukaryota; Metazoa; Chordata; Mammalia; Artiodactyla; Balaenopteridae. The coding region runs from base 1 to 321 and encodes 106 amino acids. The record is from RefSeq and is a predicted model, not a curated record.
AUGGAUAAAACUGCCCUGCCCCGGGGAACGUACGCACCACCUCUCUGGGAAUACCCUGUGAUGGGCAAUAUCUGGCAAGAUCAAAGCUGCAGGAGAACAGACAGUGAGGUACAGAGAGAUGGAAGGAUCUUGGAUUUGAUUGACGAUGCUAGGCGAGAAGACAAGCUGCCUUAUGAGGAUGUUGCAAUACCACUGAAUGAGCUUCCUGAACCUGAACAGGACAAUGGUGGCACCACAGAAUCUGUUAAAGAACAAGAAAUGAAGUGGACUGGACUUGGCCUUACAGUACUCCAUGAGAACAUUCCCCCCAUAGGAAACUGA